Molecule: messenger RNA, 2619 nt
Organism: Drosophila takahashii
Lineage: Eukaryota; Metazoa; Arthropoda; Insecta; Diptera; Drosophilidae
Source: RefSeq, a predicted model, not a curated record
AUUUUUCGCCCGGUGCAAAUCGGCCGAGGAAUAUAUACGACAGUCUUUAACCGACAGACACUCGAGCCUGGUCGUUGUCCGGCUGCAAAGAUAAUUGCGUCCAGAGGAUUUGUGAUCUGUUUUUGUUAGCUCUCAGCAUCUGCAAGUGAAGAAAAGCUCUAGAAAAUUUUCGUGAAAACAGCUCUGAGGAAAUCCGCUUAGUCUGCAAGGAUGGGCAAGGAGAAGAUCCAUAUUAACAUCGUGGUCAUCGGGCACGUGGACUCGGGCAAGUCGACGACCACCGGGCACCUGAUCUACAAAUGCGGCGGCAUCGACAAGCGGACGAUCGAGAAGUUCGAGAAGGAGGCCCAGGAGAUGGGCAAGGGCUCCUUCAAGUACGCCUGGGUGCUGGACAAGCUGAAGGCGGAGCGUGAGCGCGGCAUCACCAUCGACAUCGCGCUCUGGAAGUUCGAGACGGCCAAGUACUACGUGACCAUCAUCGACGCCCCGGGGCACAGGGACUUCAUCAAGAACAUGAUCACCGGCACCUCGCAGGCCGACUGCGCGGUGCUGAUCGUGGCCGCCGGAACGGGCGAGUUCGAGGCGGGGAUCUCCAAGAACGGGCAGACCCGCGAGCACGCCCUCCUGGCCUUCACGCUGGGCGUGAAGCAGCUCAUCGUGGGCGUCAACAAGAUGGACUCCACGGAGCCGCCGUACAGCGAGGCCCGCUACGAGGAGAUCAAGAAGGAGGUCUCCUCGUACAUCAAGAAGAUCGGCUACAACCCGGCCUCGGUGGCCUUCGUGCCCAUCUCGGGAUGGCACGGCGACAACAUGCUGGAGCCCUCCGAGAAGAUGCCCUGGUUCAAGGGCUGGUCCGUGGAGCGCAAGGAGGGCAAGGCGGAGGGCAAGUGCCUGAUCGAUGCGCUGGACGCGAUCCUGCCGCCCCAGCGGCCCACCGACAAGCCGCUGCGCCUGCCGCUCCAGGACGUCUACAAGAUCGGAGGCAUCGGCACGGUACCGGUGGGUCGCGUGGAGACUGGUCUCCUCAAGCCAGGCAUGGUGGUCAACUUCGCCCCGGUCAACCUGGUCACCGAGGUGAAGUCGGUGGAGAUGCACCACGAGGCUCUCACCGAGGCGAUGCCCGGCGACAACGUGGGCUUCAACGUGAAGAACGUGUCCGUGAAGGAGCUGCGUCGCGGCUAUGUGGCCGGCGACUCCAAGAACAAUCCUCCCCGAGGAGCAGCCGAUUUCACCGCUCAGGUCAUUGUGCUGAACCAUCCGGGCCAGAUAGCCAACGGCUAUACUCCCGUCCUGGAUUGCCACACGGCCCACAUCGCCUGCAAGUUCGCUGAGAUCAAGGAGAAGUGCGACCGUCGUACCGGCAAGACCACCGAAACGGAGCCGAAGGCCAUCAAGUCGGGGGAUGCGGCCAUCAUCGUGCUGGUGCCCAGCAAGCCGCUGUGCGUCGAGAGCUUCCAGGAGUUCCCUCCGCUGGGACGCUUCGCGGUGCGCGACAUGCGGCAGACGGUGGCCGUCGGGGUCAUCAAGUCGGUCAACUUUAAAGAGACGACCUCGGGCAAGGUGACAAAAGCCGCUGAGAAGGCACAGAAGAAGAAAUAACUAGGGUGCCAGCAGAACUACGACAUCACUCAAAGAACCCAACAACAAGAACAACAGCAGACGGCUAGAGCAACAGCAACAAGAACUAAAACAACAUCACCACACAAUACACAUGUCAAAAUUAUAAUAUCCACUCGACGAUCUAAAGCAAACCCUAGCUCCGUGGCAAAUAAGACACCAAUUACUACUAUUACGAGGCAGAUAUUAUAUGAGAUCGAUCAGAUAAUACCCUAUAUGAUAACCACACGUACGAUUAGCGAGGAGGAAGCCAAGCAGCGGGAGGAGGAGGAGUUCCAGCUCGCCGGAUCGGUUCUAGUCGCCUUCGCCCUGCUGGUCUACUGCAGCUAUCUGAACUUGUAUCGCCACCGCAAGUCCUUCCGCAGGAAACCAAGCACUAACCGAUCCCCAGCAGUGCUGUAGUGCUGCAGGGCCCCUCGAUAUAUACUCAUCUACAACUAAACCUUACAUUUGAUUAGCAGCCACAUCAUCCACCUGUUUCGAAUGGAUUUUAAACACUUUUUAUACUUUUGAUAAGUCAAGUCGGAGGCAUUCGAUUUAAAAUCUAUUAUACAAUGUAAUUUCCGAAUUUAGUUUUAAACCACGCCUACGCUCCCCUAAAAACCCCCAAAAGCCCCAAGAACGAAGAAGACUACAUUCGCAAUGAAUUCAAAAUUUCUCUUAAAACCAAAAGACAAAUGCUUAAGAAGUAUUAAAAAAAAAACAUAAGAAAUCAACAUAAACACACAUAAUCAUGCGGUUUUUGAAAACAUUCUAAAUGUUUAAUCGAGCCUCAUUUGCAUUUGCAUAUACUACAAUUAUAUACGUUAACCACAUGUCAUUGCAUUGCCCAUAACCAGCAUAUUAAAUACACGUUACUCUCUCACUCUGAAUUUAUACAAAAUCGACAGACAAUUGUAACCGACACCAGAACAAUUCUUGGAUACAGAACAUGUUGCUUGAUACAAGAUCUUUUAAAUGAUGAGAAAAAUAAAGGAAGCUUAACCGUAAAAUACCACAAAA